This is a messenger RNA of Macaca mulatta (Rhesus monkey), 3712 nucleotides long. The record is from RefSeq and is a predicted model, not a curated record. NCBI's taxonomy places the organism in Eukaryota, Metazoa, Chordata, Mammalia, Primates, Cercopithecidae.
GGUCUCAAACACCUGAGUUCGGUUAUCCUGCCUUGGCCUCCCAAAGAUUACAGGCAUGAGCCACCACACCCGAACACUUGAGGUGAUUUUAAGCUUCCAGCAAAGUGCACCAGCAGGACCAGGAGGUGGCCUGGGCUCCCCGCAUCACUCCCAUCCAUGCAGACCUAGGCAAGUCCCUCUCUCUGGAUCUCUGCCACCACUACAUACAAUGCAAGUAGAAAGUUGGGCAGGACUGGGGGUGGAGAAGGUAGAGGUCACGUCUGUCAGGCUGGGUGGGCUGGAGCCUGUCUUCCCAUACCUGGGACAUGAUCUCCAAGGACCAGCUGUCAGUCAUGAUGAUGGGCUGGCUUGGAUUGGCAGGGAGCUUGCUCUCCUUCUCGGAGGGCCGGAGCAGUGUGGGGCCAAAGACAGCGGUGAGGUUGUACAGGGACAUCUUAUUGACUGCCUCCUUCUCUGCCAUACUGUAGAGGACUGAAACAGUGGGUGCUGUUUCAAUACCACCACGAGAGAGACAGAGGGGCUGUGCCAUGCUGGAGUCCUCAGGAAGGGAGUGACGUCGACCUUGGCUGUGCUGCAAGCUGACUCCAGCCCUGGGGUCAGCAGCACCCAGCAAACAGCAGCAGGAGGAGCCGUGAGAACAGCCACUCAUGGGCAGAGCUGCCCUUGGGCAACUCCCGCCACCACCCCCUCCCCAGGGAGCCCAAUGCAGGGGAGGCUUGGCGUGGAAUGAAACAGGGGAGUGAGGGACACAAGGAGGUGGGAAGUGGGAGGGGGCCCCAGCCCCACCAAGUAUGCAGAGACUCCCUCAUCGUCCUGGACACCACAGGGUCAUCUGCAUGCUGGGAAAGCAGGUCUUCUGUGCAUGGGCCUGGGGGCAGACCUGCCCUAAGGGUCAUGUGGAGACUACAGGUGCUGCACGUGUCAGCGCCCGCUUUAGACAUCAGCCUGCAGGUUGACUAAGGGUCAGGCCAUGUUUGAACCCAUGCUUGACUGGACCAGGACCCGUGGCCAGAGCACCUGGUCACCAGUGUUUAGCCCUGGUCUGCAGGAAGGAGGACAGCAGAUUUUAGGACACUGUAGCAUGACAGUGCUGACCAUUUCACCCUCUUGGUCUCCUUGAGGAAUAGGGAUGGGGAGCCCUCUGGGGAUGGGCGAGGUCUUCCAGGACAGGCUUGAUUUUGGUCCCCUGCUUUCUGAGGUUGGGUUAAAACACCAUGGCAGAGGGGGCACAGCUCGGGUUCCCACACAUCACUUUUCACAGCCUCCAAUGGCAGCAGUGCACGUGGAGGAGACGUCUCCCACAAGGCCAAGGCCUCCAGUGCUCACCGAUGCCCUCGGAGAAGUUAGGGUAGAACUCGUCAGUGAAGAGGGGCUCGGGCAGCUCACGGAAGUACAGCUUCAGCAUGCCUGCGAUGCCAUCCACGUCCAUCUCGCUCAUCAUCACCGACACGUCCUUGUUAUCUGGAAAAAGCACGGAAAUGCCGCGGCCUCCUUCAGGAUCCCAAUAAAUGAAGAAAAGACACAGCGAAGGAUGUGACAUGCCCGGGCCAUGGAGCGCUCUGAGAUCUCAUCGCCAACACCACCGCCCACACCUCCAUCCCGUCCUGCGCAGGCCGACACUCACUGACGUCGAAGGCUGCCUUCAGUGCCUGGAUGUCCGUGGCCACUCCGGACACGCGGUAGAUGCCCACCUCCUCCAUGCCUCGGCGCUCGAGCUCCUCCAUGCACUGGCGUACGACGUAGGGCACCUUGGACCUCUGUCUCCUGCGGGAGGAGGAAAUGUUCUCAGUGUCCUGACAGCCCUGCUUAGGCCACAACACAGGAGGCCUGCCCCCUCUCUGCAUACCUGGAGGUGGGGUGAGGACAGUGACAAAGGCGCCCAGGUCUAGGGCUGCACACAGAGCCUUCUGCAUGUCUGUGCUCCCUCUGCAAGCCCUGUCCUCAUUGCAUGUACUUUCUCAGGAACCUGUCAAGCAGCUAGAACCCUUGAGAGUCACACAUGAUCUUUGUGGGAAGGUCAGGAGGCCUGUCUAAGUAAAGUCAGAACAGGAAGGGCAUCUGACAGAUUCCAGGCCUGGGGUUAGCAGCCUGUGCCAUCAGCUGGGGGAUCAGACCCAGUGUUGGUCCUGCCACCCGCGCUCUGUGUGAGAGGAGAAUCCCUGACCCCUGCCCUGGGCCUGGGCCUUAACACACAUCCGAGGAAUGAAUGAAGGGUUGCCUCAGCACCAGUGCUCCAAGUCCUGUGAUGCUACGUGCUUUUCUCCUCUGAGUCCUAGCACUGAACAAUUCCAAUACCGCCACACAGGACACUAGAGUAAGAAUACUUCAAAGUAAGCGCUGUGCUGAGGCUUUAAAUUUACUUUCAUUUUGCAACUAGAUUUACCAGCACAUCCAAGCUGCUUCUCAAGCCACCCUCAUUAGCAGUGGUUAUUUGGGGGAGCUGCUGCUGGGGUCCUCACUGCUCAUGCCCAGAGCCCUCCCAGAGUGCUAUGCAAGUGGCUGCUGUGCAGUUGGGGGUGGGGAGUGGUGUUUAUACACAGAAAGGAGUGCAGGGUAUGAUUGAUGGAGGCCCCGGCCUACAGGACCGGCAAGUUCAGGGACCCAACUGGAUUCCAUCCUGGGGAAGCAAAUAAAUUCUCAGAGGAAGUGGUCUGUGUCUGCAAGAACUGCUCUCAAACCCAACAGGCUUCUCUUGGCAACUGACUCGUGACAAAGGGUUCAAGAUCAUUUGAAAAAAAAAAAAAAAGGGGGGGAGCCGGGAGGCAGUGGGUCCUGGAAAAGUAAAUUGUUUAUUUUACAGUAAGAAAGUGAUUAAAUAUAUAUUUUUUUUACAAUGGUGGAAAAUUAGAAGUGAUUGUGAAAAUGAUGUCUACCCACGUUGCUGAUGAGUAGGAUGUGAUUUGGCUCUUUAGGAAAGUGAAUUUGUAGAACUUAAGAAUAUUGAUUUAUAAAGGGCAUGGCCUUUGACCCAGUCCAUCUUAUGCAAAUCUGGAUGCCAUAAAUAAUAUUUAAAAAUAAAAGUAUUGGGGUGGAGGUUGCAGUGAGCAGAGAUCACGCCACUACACUCCAGCCUGGUCGACAGAGUGAGACUCUGUCUCAAAACAAACAAACAAACAAACAAAAAUAAAGAAGUCAUUCCCAAUGUUGCUCAUCAGAUUAUGACCAUAAAUAUCCAGGAUCAGACUAAUGGCUAAAGAGACGGUGACGCAUCAACACCAGGCAGAGAACAAAGCAGAUUUUUUUUUUUUUUGGAGAGCCUCUAGGAACUUGAAAAAUACAUAUGCCACACUCUUAAGACCCGGUGGUUCUUAAUCAGGGGUGUUCAUUAAAAUGCUGGAAAGCUGAAAAGACUUCCAGGUCCCAUCCAAGGAGAUUUUGCUUCUGAUUGACUGGCUAGUGGCCUGGCCAUUGGUAUUUUGAAAAAGCCCUCCAAGUGAUUCUUUUACUUACACCCCAGAUAGAAAACCCCAAAUUAAAGGUAGAAAAAAACCAGACACCAAAUGGCAUUUAAAUAAAUGUCAACUUUAAUGCCACAAAGCAUCUGAUUGCAUGUGGACAGAAAGAGAAGGAAAGAGGGUGCUAUAUCUGGAUAACUUAGAAAUGUGCUCCCCUAGCAAGAUAUCUACCAAAAUUAGAACCAUAUUUGAGGAUGCUGGUACUGCGAGCAAUAUAUAAAUGAUGCAUGUAAUGCCAUUUAAUAUGAUCGUAUUUU